This is a messenger RNA of Triticum aestivum (bread wheat), 1507 nucleotides long. Its product is annotated as cyclin-D6-1. NCBI's taxonomy places the organism in Eukaryota, Viridiplantae, Streptophyta, Magnoliopsida, Poales, Poaceae. The record is from RefSeq and is a predicted model, not a curated record. Bases 163 to 1104 code for a protein of 313 amino acids. The transcript is spliced from 6 exons.
UCCCCGGACCCCGACGGUUCCCUUAUUAAAGGCCAUCUUCCCAACCAGACACAGCUAGUACUAGCACACUGCGUAGCAGGCAGCAAUGGUGGCUUCCUCUCCCCCAUAAAGCCACAGCCUGCGCUUCUUGGCGUGUUCUUGCCCCUUCCUCGUACGGACGCCAUGGACAUGCCGGGGGAGGACGAGUACGUCUACGGCUACGAGUACGAGUUCGACUUGGAGAACCCCUUCACGAGCCCCGCCGACGAGCCGAUCGCCAGCCUCCUCGACGCCGAGGCCCACCACGCGCCCUCCGUGUCCGCCGCCGCCUCCGCCGUCCGCCGCGACGCCGCCCGAUUCAUCUCCAAGGUGCGGUACGACGGGGAGCUCGCCGUGCACCCGCGGGUGGCCUACCUCGCGCUGAACUACGUGGAUCGCUUCCUCUCCAAGGGCCAAUUGCCGUUCGAGCGCAAGCCAUGGGCGCCGCGGCUGCUCGCCAUCAGCUGCCUCUCCAUCGCCGCCAAGAUGCAGCGCGUCGACGCAAUCUCCAUGGACUACAUCCAAAGGGACGAGGAGUUCAUGUUCGACGCGGCGACCAUCCGGCGCAUGGAGCGGGUGGUGCUGGGCGCGCUGGAGUGGCGCGCGCGCUCCGUGACGCCGCUCGCCUUCCUCGGCUUCUUCCUCUCGGCGUGCUUCCCUCCGCCGCGGCACCCGGCCCUGCUGGACGCCGUCAAGGAGCGCGCCGUCGACCUCCUCCUCCGUGCCCAGCCCGAGGUGAAGAUGGCGGAGUUCUCGCCGUCCGUGGUGGCCGCGUCGGCGCUGCUGGCCGCCGCCGGAGAGAUCGCCGUCGCCCACCUCCCCGCCUUCCAAGCCGCCGUGGCCGCUUGCCCCUUUGUAAAUAGCGAGAAGCUACGGGAGUGCGGCGAGGUGAUGGCGGCGGUCUGCGGUGUGGUCGGCGUCGGCGUCGGACCGGCGGCGAGCGCCGAGACGCCGGUGACGGUCCUCGGGCACGGCCACUACCGCAGCGCCAGCUCGGAGAGCGACCGGACCGUCGGAUCGGCAGCCAACGUCGCCGAUGCCAAGAAGCGAUGCAUGGGCCCACCUUCCCAGUCCCAGUGGGGGUAAGCGGCGUGCGGUGCGGCAGGACCCCAUGGGGCGCGACAGCUGGAAGAGCCGGGAAUUUACUCUUGCCCUGUUGUUCAUUUUUACCUUUUCCGAUUUAUUUUCCAUUUUAAUCUUCUCGACUCGAGGCGAAGUAGUAGGCAGCGAUGCAGAUUCGAGAGAACCGCUGGUGGUAGCUGUCAUUUACUAAUUGCUUUUUUUUUUGUUUCCCUUGGCUUUUCUUUUGUUCCCUGGAGUGAUUUUUGCGGCAGUCGUAGUAGUGGUAGCAGCAGAUGCUAGGCUGGUAUUUUCCCGUAAAAGAAAAAGAUGCUAGGCUGGUGGAUGAAUAUAUUGGGAUGUGGAGUAGUGGUAAACUACAAUGUUUCGGUGCUGCAAAAUAAGACCAAAAUCAUGUGCUCAUUACUGA